GUCGCACGAGGGAAACCGGGGCUGAGCCGGGCUGCCAAUUUGCUGCAGAGAAGGAGCGGCACGUCGGGUCAGAGCCGGGCAGGAGCUGCUGGCUCCGGGUCGCUCUCACUUUCUUUCCCUAGCGCUCCAUCCAGCUCGGCGUGGGAGCAGCUCGCUCAAUUGCAGACGCCGCCACCGCCUCCGCCGCCUCCUCCUCCUCCUCCUCGUCCCUCCACUUCUGCUCCUUUGCCGCGGGGGUGCCUCAUCGUGCUUCUGCCGCCUCGGCACCUGCCAGCCCGGGCCACGGAGGCAGCGGAGCCCGGGAGGCAAGACGCGAGACAGAGGCGCCAGCCAUGGCUGAAGUGGCCGAAGGCGAGGACGAGAUACAGUUCCUGCGAACUGAUGAUGAAGUGGUCCUGCAGUGCACUGCUACUGUUCACAAAGAACAACAGAAAUUGUGCCUUGCCGCAGAAGGAUUUGGCAACAGACUCUGCUUCUUGGAAUCCACUUCAAAUUCCAAGUGCACUUUUGUGCUGGAACAGUCCUUGUCAGUGCGAGCUCUCCAGGAAAUGCUGGCUAACACAGAAGAGAAAGCAGAAGGGCUAGUUGAUGUGGAAAAAUGGAAAUUUAUGAUGAAGACUGCUCAGGGUGGUGGUCAUCGGACACUACUUUAUGGGCAUGCAAUAUUGCUGCGUCAUUCUUACAGUGGUAUGUACCUGUGUUGCCUCUCCACAUCACGAACAUCAAUGGACAAGUUGGCAUUUGAUGUAGGCUUGCAAGAAGAUACCACAGGUGAAGCUUGUUGGUGGACUAUACAUCCAGCUUCCAAACAGCGUUCAGAAGGAGAAAAAGUACGUGUUGGGGAUGAUCUCAUCCUUGUCAGUGUGUCUUCAGAAAGAUACUUGCACUUAUCAUAUGGCAAUGGCAGCUUGCGUGUUGAUGCAGCCUUCCAGCAAACACUCUGGAGUGUUGCCCCAAUCAGUUCAGGAAGUGAAGUAGCUCAAGGUUAUCUGAUAGGAGGUGAUGUGUUGAGAUUAUUACAUGGUCACAUGGAUGAAUGCCUGACUGUUCCUUCAGGAGAACAUGGAGAAGAGCAGAGAAGAACUGUGCAUUAUGAAGGUGGUGCUGUGUCAAUUCAUGCUCGUUCUCUUUGGCGGCUGGAGACUUUGAGGGUUGGAUGGAGUGGAAGUCACAUUAGAUGGGGGCAACCCUUCAGAUUGAGACAUAUAACAACAGGAAAAUAUUUAAGUCUGAUGGAUGAUAAGAGCCUUCUUCUGACAGAUAAAGAGAAAGCUGAUGUGAAGUCUACAGCAUUUUGUUUUCGGUCUUCUAAGGAAAAACUGGAUGUUGCGAUAAGAAAAGAGGUGGAUGGGAUGGGAGCACCUGAGAUAAAAUAUGGAGACUCAGUAUGCUUUAUACAGCAUGUUGACACAGGCUUGUGGCUUACAUACCAGGCAGUUGAUGCAAAGUCUGUAAGAAUGGGAUGUGUGCAACGCAAGGCCAUAAUGCACCAUGAAGGCCAUAUGGAUGAUGGUUUAACAUUGUCUAGGUCACAGCAUGAAGAAUCACGUACUGCACGAGUGAUUCGUAGUACUGUCUUCCUUUUUCACAGGUUCAUAAGGGGUCUUGAUGCUCUCAGUAAGAAAGCAAAGUCUUCCACAGUUGAUUUACCUAUUGAAUCAGUCAGCCUUAGCCUCCAGGAUUUGAUUGGUUACUUCCAUCCACCUGAUGAACAUUUAGAGCAUGAAGACAAGCAGAACCGUUUAAGAGCACUGAAGAAUCGACAGAAUCUCUUCCAAGAAGAGGGUAUGAUCAACUUAGUGCUUGAAUGUAUUGAUCGUCUGCAUGUGUACAGCAGUGCAGCACAUUUUGCUGAUGUAGCUGGGAAGGAGGCAGGAGAGACCUGGAAAUCUAUUCUAAACUCACUGUAUGAAUUAUUAGCGGCUUUGAUUAGAGGGAAUCGUAAAAAUUGUGCCCAGUUUUCUGGAUCUCUUGACUGGCUUAUCAGUAGACUGGAGAGGUUGGAGGCAUCUUCUGGAAUUCUUGAAGUUUUACAUUGUGUGUUGGUGGAAAGCCCAGAAGCAUUAAAUAUUAUUAAAGAAGGUCAUAUUAAAUCCAUUAUCUGUCUUUUGGACAAACAUGGAAGAAACCAUAAGGUUUUAGAUGUAUUGUGUUCUCUGUGUGUAUGCCAUGGAGUUGCUGUGCGGUCUAAUCAACAUUUGAUCUGUGACAAUCUUCUGCCAGGAAGAGAUCUCCUUCUUCAGACACGUCUUGUCAAUCAUGUGAGCAGCAUGAGGCCCAAUAUUUUCCUUGGAAUCAGUGAGGGCUCUGCUCAGUACAAGAAAUGGUAUUAUGAGUUAAUGGUUGACUUUGUGGAGCCAUUUACAACAGCAGAAGCUACUCAUCUUCGUGUUGGUUGGGCUUCAACAGAAGGCUAUUCACCUUACCCUGUGGGAGGAGAAGAAUGGGGAGGCAAUGGUGUUGGUGAUGACUUGUACUCCUAUGGCUUUGAUGGUCUUCAUCUAUGGUCCGGUUGCGUAGCACGAUCUGUAAAUUCUCCCAACCAGCACCUGCUAAAGACGGAUGAUGUAAUCAGCUGCUGCCUGGACUUAAGUACUCCAAGCAUUUCAUUCAGGAUAAAUGGGCAGCCAGUCCAGGGGAUGUUUGAGAAUUUCAACACUGACGGCCUUUUCUUUCCAGUUGUCAGCUUCUCUGCAGGAAUAAAAGUGCGCUUUUUACUUGGAGGCCGCCAUGGGGAAUUUAAGUUUCUCCCACCUCCAGGAUAUGCUCCUUGUUUUGAAGCUGUUCUUCCCAAAGAGAAGUUGAAAGUAGAAAACAGCAGGGAAUACAAGCAAGACCGCAACUGCACACGAGACUUACUGGGGCCAAAUAUCUCUUUGUCACAAGCAGCUUUCACUCCCGUACCUGUAGAUACCAGUCAGAUUGUAUUACCACCACACCUGGAAAGAAUUAGAGAAAAGCUGGCUGAGAAUAUCCAUGAACUUUGGGUUAUGAAUAAAAUUGAACUUGGUUGGCAAUAUGGUCCUGUUAGAGAUGACAACAAGCGACAGCAUCCUUGUUUGGUUGAGUUUGCAAAGCUGCCAGAACAAGAACGAAAUUAUAAUCUUCAGAUGUCACUAGAAACACUGAAAACUCUGCUGGCAUUAGGUUGUCAUGUUGGAAUUGCUGAUGAGCACGCUGAAGAAAAGGUUAAGAGACUCAAACUUCCAAAGAAUUAUUUGUUGUCUAGUGGAUACAAGCCUGCUCCUAUGGAUCUGAGUUGUAUCAAGCUAACCCCAUCUCAGGAAUCCAUGGUUGACAAGCUUGCAGAGAAUGCUCACAACGUAUGGGCAAGAGAUCGUAUCAGGCAAGGCUGGACAUAUGGAAUCCAGCAGGAUGUAAAGAAUCGGCGAAAUCCUCGUCUAGUCCCCUAUGCACUUCUAGAUGAUCGUACGAAAAAAUCAAACAAAGAUAGUCUCCGAGAAGCAGUUUGUACCCUUAUUGGCUAUGGUUAUAAUCUUGAAGCACCAGAUCAAGAUCACGCUGCAAGACCAGAUGUGUUUUGUGAUAUGAUGGAAAGGUUUAGGAUCUUCCGCACUGAAAAGACAUAUGCAGUGAAGACAGGAAAGUGGUACUUUGAGUUUGAAGCAGUGACUGCAGGAGACAUGAGAGUUGGCUGGACCAGGCCAGGUUGCCAACCAGAUCAAGAGCUUGGAUCAGAUGAACAAGCAUUUGUGUAUGAUGGAUUCAAGAUAUCUCUUGCUUCAGAAGGAUUUAUACCUGCGUGUAGCCUGGGAUUAUCACAAGUGGGCAGAAUGAACUUUGGCAGAGAUGUUAGCACCCUGAAAUAUUUCACUAUUUGUGGCUUACAAGAAGGCUAUGAACCGUUUGCAGUGAAUACAGAUCGGGAUAUUACCAUAUGGUUGAGCAAACGACUACCUCAAUUUCUUCCAGUACCAUCAAAUCAUGAACAUAUUGAGGUUACAAGAAUAGAUGGAACAACAGACAGUUCCCCAUGCUUGAGGGUCACACAGAAGUCCUUUGGAUCACAAAAUAGCAAAACAGACACCAUGUUUUAUCGUCUCAGCAUGCCAAUAGAGUGUGCAGAAGUCUUCUCAAAAAUGCCUGGAGGAGGAGUGCCAAGUUCCAGCCUUUUUAGCACAAAGAGUGAAAUGGAUGAUUUUGAUGCAGAUUCUGACUUUGAAGUCCUUAUGAAGACUGCCCAUGGUCAUCUUGUACCAGAUCGUGUAGAAAAAGAAGCAGUAAAGGCAGAGUUCAAUAACCAUAAAGAUUAUACACAAGAGAAACCUUCACGCCUCAAGCAAAGAUUUAUGCUGAGAAGGACAAAGCCAGACUACAGCACAAGUCACUCUGCAAGGCUCACAGAAGAUGUCUUGGCAGAUGAACGAGAUGAUUAUGAUUUCUUAAUGCAAACAUCCACAUAUUAUUAUUCUGUGCGCAUCUUUCCUGGCCAAGAGCCUGCUAAUGUCUGGGUGGGCUGGAUUACAUCCGACUUCCAUCAGUAUGACACAAACUUUGAUUUGGACAAAGUCCGUACUGUUACAGUCACCCUAGGAGACGAAAAAGGGAAAGUUCAUGAGAGUAUCAAACGGAGCAACUGCUAUAUGGUAUGUGCAGGAGAGAGCAUGAGUCCAGGGCAAGGACGAAAUAACAAUGGAUUAGAAAUUGGUUGUUUGAUUGAUGCUGCAACUGGUCUCCUGUCCUUCACAGCUAAUGGCAAAGAAUUAAGUACCUAUUAUCAGGUUGAACCAAGCACUAAAUUAUUCCCUGCAGUAUUUGCACAGGCUACAAGCCCUAAUGUUUUCCAGUUUGAGUUGGGAAGAAUAAAGAAUGUGAUGCCAUUGUCAGCUGGCUUAUUCAAAAGUGAGCACAAAAACCCCAUUCCCCAGUGUCCUCCCCGUCUCCAUGUUCAGUUUUUGACACAUGUGCUUUGGAGCAGAGUGCCAAAUCACUUCCUAAAAGUUGAUAUAUCACGGAUCAGUGAGCGUCAAGGCUGGUCAAUCCAGUGCCUGGAGCCUUUGCAGUUUAUGUCCCUUCACAUCCCAGAGGAAAACAGGUCCAUAGAUAUUUUAGAGCUGUCAGAACAAGAAGAACUCUUGAAAUUUCAUUACCAUACUCUCAGAUUGUAUUCAGCUGUCUGUGCCCUUGGGAACAAUCGGGUUGCACAUGCAAUGUGUAGCCAUGUUGAUGAAUCUCAGCUUCUGUAUGCAAUUGAGAACAAAUACAUGCCAGGAUUGUUACGAGCAGGCUAUUAUGACCUCCUCAUUGACAUUCACCUUAAUACCUAUGCUACUGCAAGAUUAAUGAUGAACAAUGAGUUUAUUGUUCCAAUGACAGAAGAAACUAAAAGCAUUACUUUGUUUCCUGAUGAAAACAAAAAACAUGGUCUACCUGGCAUUGGACUAAGCACUUCCCUGCGGCCCAGAAUGCAGUUUUCUUCUCCCAGUUUUGUAAGAAUCAACAAUGAAUGCUACCAAUAUAGUCCAGAAUUUCCUCUGGAAAUUUUGAAGGCUAAAACUAUAGCGAUGCUAACAGAGGCAGUCCAGGAGGGGAGUCUUCAUGUCAGAGACCCAGUAGGUGGUACAACAGAGUUUUUAUUUGUUCCUUUGAUCAAGCUUUUUUAUACUUUGCUUAUAAUGGGAAUCUUCCAUAAUGGAGACCUGAAGCAUAUCUUGCAGCUGAUUGAACCUAGUGUUUUUAAGGAGGAUGCAGGCCAUGAAAAUGAGACUCGUGUUCCAGUGAAAGAAUUAGUUACAGAGAGAAUACAUUUGGAGGAAGAAAGUGAUGAAAUCCAGAAGGUUCCAGAAGAAGGACUUCUUCAAAUGAAACUUCCUGAGCCUGUGAAAUUACAGAUGUGCCAUCUACUCCAGUACCUUUGUGACUGUCAGAUACGUCACAGGAUAGAAGCCAUUGUAGCAUUUUCAGAUGACUUUGUAGCAAAACUUCAAGACAACCAGCGUUUCCGUUACAAUGAAGUCAUGCAAGCAUUAAAUAUGUCUGCAGCACUGACAGCCAAGAAAACAAAAGAGUUUCGGUCUCCACCACAGGAACAGAUAAAUAUGCUGCUGAAUUUUAAGGAUGAUAAAAAUGAUUGCCCGUGUCCUGAAGAAAUCAGGGAUCACCUGUUGGAUUUUCAUGAAGAUUUGAUGGCACAUUGUGGCAUUCAGCUGGAUGAAGAUGGAAUUCUGGAUGGAACCAGUGAUUUAUCAAUCACAGGUCGUCUACUUUAUCUUGUGGAAAGAGUCACACACUUGAAAAAGAGACAAGCAGAGAAAACAGCUGAUGAUAACGCUCUUAAACCAACAACUCUCCAGCAGCUGAUAUCAGAGACUAUGGUACGAUGGGCUCAGGAGUCAGUCAUAGAAGAUCCAGAGUUGGUGAGGGCCAUGUUUGUUUUGCUGCAUCGCCAGUAUGAUGGAGUUGGUGGCUUGGUUCGUGCCUUGCCAAAGACAUAUACUAUAAAUGGUAUAUCUGUGGAAGAUACAAUCAACUUACUUGCAUCGCUUGGCCAGAUCCGUUCUCUUCUCAGUGUCAGAAUGGGGAAGGAAGAAGAGAAACUUAUGAUUCGUGGAUUAGGGGAUAUUAUGAACAAUAAAGUGUUUUACCAACAUCCUAAUCUUAUGAGGGCAUUGGGGAUGCAUGAAACUGUAAUGGAAGUGAUGGUGAAUGUUCUUGGAGGAGGAGAAUCAAAGGAAAUCACCUUUCCUAAAAUGGUGGCAAAUUGCUGUCGUUUUCUGUGUUAUUUUUGCCGCAUCAGCAGACAGAAUCAAAAGGCUAUGUUUGAUCAUCUUAGUUAUCUUUUGGAAAACAGCAGUGUUGGGCUUGCAUCCCCUUCUAUGCGUGGAUCAACACCUUUAGAUGUUGCAGCAGCAUCUGUAAUGGAUAAUAAUGAACUUGCACUAGCUUUGAGAGAGCCUGAUUUGGAGAAGGUAGUCCGCUACCUGGCUGGAUGUGGUUUGCAGAACUGCCCUUUGCUGAUCUCUAAAGGCUAUCCUGACAUUGGAUGGAAUCCAGUUGAAGGAGAACGAUAUUUAGAUUUUCUUCGGUUUGCUGUUUUCUGCAAUGGAGAGAGUGUUGAAGAGAAUGCUAAUGUGGUGGUUCGACUGCUCAUUCGACGUCCUGAGUGUUUUGGGCCAGCAUUGAGAGGAGAAGGUGGAGAAGGCUUACUUGCUGCCAUGGAGGAAGCCAUAAAUAUUUCAGAAGAUCCUACACGAGAUGGACCUUCACCAACUAAUGGAUCCAAUCGGACACUAAGUGAAGUCGAAGAAGAGGAGGAUACUAUUCAUGUGGGAAAUGCCAUUAUGACCUUUUAUGCUGCUUUGAUUGAUCUUCUAGGACGCUGUGCUCCAGAAAUGCAUCUAAUCCAUGCUGGCAAAGGAGAAGCUAUUAGAAUCAGAUCUAUUCUGCGGUCUUUGAUUCCUCUGGAGGAUUUGGUGGGCGUGAUUAGCAUUCCUUUCCACAUGCCAACAAUAGCAAAAGAUGGUACUGUGGUGGAACCUAAUAUGUCAGAGGGGUUUUGCCCAGACCACAAGGCAGCCAUGGUAUUGUUCCUUGACAGGGUCUAUGGAAUUGAAGACCAAGACUUUCUUCUACAUCUACUAGAAGUUGGCUUUCUGCCAGAUCUUCGUGCUGCUGCUUCAUUAGAUACGGUUGCUCUGAGUGCUACAGAUAUGGCCCUGGCUCUCAAUCGGUACCUCUGUACUGCUGUUUUGCCUUUAUUAACUAGAUGUGCUCCUCUUUUCGCUGGCACAGAACAUCAUGCCUCCCUUAUAGAUUCCUUGCUACAUACUGUAUACCGGCUCUCCAAGGGCUGCUCUCUUACAAAAGCUCAGCGGGACUCUAUUGAAGAGUGCUUACUCUCCAUUUGUGGUCAGCUGAGGCCUUCAAUGAUGCAACAUUUGUUACGAAGAUUAGUUUUUGACAUUCCUUUACUAAAUGAACAUGCAAAGAUGCCUCUUAAGUUGUUAACAAAUCAUUAUGAAAGAUGUUGGAAAUACUACUGUCUACCAGGAGGAUGGGGCAAUUUUGGUGCUGCUUCUGAAGAGGAACUUCAUUUAUCCAGAAAGCUGUUCUGGGGUAUUUUUGAUGCUUUAUCUCAAAAGAAAUACGAACAGGAAUUAUUCAAACUAGCUUUGCCCUGCCUGAGUGCAGUGGCAGGUGCUUUGCCUCCUGACUACAUGGAAUCAAACUAUGUUGGUGUGAUGGAGAAACAGGCUUCCAUGGAUUCAGAUGGGAACUUUAAUCCACAGCCUGUUGAUACAUCAAACAUUACAAUUCCUGAAAAGUUAGAGUACUUUAUUAACAAAUAUGCUGAACAUACCCAUGAUAAAUGGUGCAUGGAAAAGUUUGCAAAUGGGUGGAUAUAUGGUGAAACAUACUCAGAAUCUUCCAAAGUGCAGCCAUUAAUGAAACAAUAUAAACUAUUAUCAGAAAAGGAAAAGGAAAUCUACAGAUGGCCAAUCAAAGAGUCUCUAAAAACCAUGCUUGCUUGGGGAUGGCGAGUUGAAAGAACAAGGGAAGGAGAUACCAUGGCUCUUUAUAAUAGGCCACGUCGGAUAUCACAGACAAGUCAGGUUUCUGUAGACACUGCCCAUGGCUAUAAUCCCCGCGCAAUUGACAUGAGUAAUGUUACUCUCUCCAGAGAACUGCAUGCUAUGGCUGAGAUGAUGGCUGAAAACUAUCACAACAUAUGGGCAAAGAAAAAGAAAAUGGAACUUGAAGCAAAAGUGGGAGGCGGAAACCAUCCUUUACUUGUCCCCUAUGAUACACUGACAGCUAAAGAGAAGGCCAAGGACAGAGAAAAAGCCCAAGAUAUUCUGAAGUUCCUACAGAUAAAUGGAUAUGUGGUUUCCAGAGGUCUAAAGGAUCUAGAGUUAGACACACCUUCCAUUGAAAAACGAUUUGCUUACAGUUUUCUUCAACAGUUGAUAAGAUAUGUAGAUGAAGCCCAUCAGUAUAUUUUGGAGUUUGAUGGUGGCAGUAGAGGCAAAGGAGAACAGUUUCCCUAUGAACAAGAAAUCAAGUUCUUUGCUAAAGUUGUACUUCCUUUGAUUGAUCAGUAUUUCAAAAACCAUCGCUUGUAUUUCCUCUCGUCAGCAAGCAGACCUCUCAGCAGUGGUGGGCAUGCUUCUAACAAGGAGAAAGAAAUGGUGACAAGCCUAUUCUGCAAACUUGGAGUACUUGUCAGGCAUAGGAUUUCACUGUUUGGAAAUGAUGCAACUUCAAUAGUCAAUUGUCUUCAUAUCUUGGGUCAGACUUUGGAUGCAAGGACUGUGAUGAAAACAGGUCUGGAGUCUGUUAAGAUGGCUUUGAGGACCUUUUUGGAUAAUGCCGCAGAAGAUUUAGAGAAGACAAUGGAAAACCUAAAGCAAGGGCAAUUCACGCACAGCAGAAGUCAGCCAAAAGGAGUGACACAGAUAAUUAACUACACCACUGUGGCUCUUUUGCCAGUCUUGUCUUCAUUGUUUGAACAUAUUGGACAGCAUCAAUUUGGAGAAGAUCUGAUAUUGGAAGAUGUUCAGAUUUCUUGUUACAGAAUACUGAGUAGCUUGUAUGCUCUGGGAACCAGCAAGAGUAUCUAUGUGGAGAGGCAGCGGUCAGCAUUAGGUGAAUGCCUUGCUGCUUUUGCUGGAGCCUUUCCUGUGGCAUUUUUAGAAACUCACCUGAACCAUCACAACAUGUAUUCUAUUUACAAUACUAAGACUACAAGAGACAGAUCAGGUCUCAUCUUACCAAACAGUGUAGAAGAACUUUGUCCAAACAUUCCUUCUCUAGAGAAGCUAAUGGAAGAAAUUGUAGAAUUAGCUGAGUCUGGCAUUCGUUACACACAAAUGCCUCAUGUAAUGGAAGUUGUGUUGCCCAUGCUUUGUAGCUACAUGUCCCAUUGGUGGGAGCAUGGGCCAGAAAACAGUCCUGACAAAAGCGAAAUGUGCUGCACUGCUUUGACUUCAGAGCAUAUGAAUACCCUUCUGGGAAACAUCCUGAAAAUUAUAUACAACAAUUUGGGCAUAGAUGAGGGAGCCUGGAUGAAAAGAUUAGCAGUUUUUUCUCAGCCUAUCAUAAGCAAAGCAAAGCCCCAGCUUCUGAAGACACAUUUUCUACCACUGAUGGAAAAGCUGAAGAAAAAAACUGCAGUGGUUAUAUCUGAUGAAGAGCACUUAAGAGCAGAAGGCAGGGGAGAUAUGUCUGAGGCUGAACUCCUUAUCCUGGAUGAGUUCACUACAUUAGCACGGGACCUUUAUGCUUUCUAUCCAUUAUUGAUUAGAUUUGUGGACUACAACAGAGCAAAGUGGCUAAAAGAACCAAACCCAGAGGCUGAGGACCUGUUCCGUAUGGUUGCUGAAGUAUUCAUUUACUGGUCAAAAUCCCAUGGUCCAGUGGGAGGCGCUAAGAUUCAAACCUGUUCCAGUGUGCUCAGGUCUGCUCUUUCUCUCUGCACCAUGCUUGAGUAUCAGGGAUCCCAUGCCUUACAGGUCUCUGCACCAUGCUUGAGUAUCAGGGAUUCCAUGCCUUACAGUUGUCCACUGGGGUUAUUUUUCUUGUUUCACAAUUUAAAAUGGAUUGUUUACGUACUGCAGGCAGCUGUUUCUGAUCAAGAAAGAAAAAAAAUGAAACGGAAAGGUGAUCGAUAUUCAACUCAGACCUCCCUUAUUGUGGCAGCUUUGAAAAGACUGCUACCAGUUGGACUAAAUAUUUGUGCACCUGGUGACCAAGAACUUAUUGCACUGGCAAAAAACAGAUUAAGUAUGAAAGACACCGAAGAUGAGGUUCGAGACAUUAUUCAUAAUAAUCUUCAUUUACAGGGCAAGCUUGAAGAUCCUGCCAUUAGGUGGCAGGUGGCCCUUUAUAAAGAUCUACCAAACCGAACUGAAGUUACAUCAGAUCCAGAGAAGACUGUGGAACGUGUUUUAGAUAUAGCUAAUGUACUGUUUCAUCUAGAACAGGUUGAGCAUCCUCAGAGGUCAAAAAAAGCUGUAUGGCAUAAACUUCUAUCCAAACAGAGAAAAAGAGCAGUGGUAGCUUGUUUCAGAAUGGCACCACUUUAUAAUCUUCCACGGCACCGUGCUAUCAAUCUUUUCCUUCAAGGGUAUGACAAAUCUUGGGUAGAAACAGAAGACCACUAUUUUGAGGAUACAUUGAUUGAAGAUUUAGCAAAACCUGGAGAAGAACCAACAGAAGAAGAUGAAUGCAUUAAAAGAGUUGAUCCUUUGCAUCAGCUUAUUUUACUAUUCAGUCGAACGGCAUUAACUGAAAAAUGUAAACUGGAUGAAGAUUACCUUUACAUGGCAUAUGCUGAUAUAAUGGCAAAGAGCUGUCAUGAUGAAGAAGAUGAUGAUGGUGAAGAGGAAGUAAAGAGUUUUGAAGAAAAAGAAAUGGAAAAGCAGAAGCUCCUGUACCAGCAAGCAAGACUACAUGAUCGGGGAGCUGCUGAAAUGGUCCUUCAGACGAUUAGUGCAAGUAAAGGUGAGAUGGGACCAAUGGUUGCAGCCACUCUAAAACUUGGUAUUGCCAUUUUGAAUGGAGGAAAUUCUACUGUUCAACAGAAAAUGCUUGACUACCUCAAGGACAAAAAGGAUGUAGGCUUCUUUCAGAGUCUUGCUGGUCUUAUGCAGUCUUGUAGUGUUCUUGAUUUAAAUGCCUUUGAACGUCAGAACAAAGCAGAGGGCCUUGGCAUGGUAACAGAAGAAGGAUCAGGAGAAAAGGUGAUGCAGGACGAUGAAUUUACUUGUGACCUCUUCCGGUUCCUUCAGUUGCUUUGUGAAGGGCACAACUCAGAUUUUCAGAAUUACUUGAGGACUCAGACUGGUAACAAUACAACUGUCAAUAUUAUUAUAUCUACGGUGGAUUAUUUAUUGAGAGUUCAGGAAUCAAUUAGAAAUUUUUAUUGGUAUUAUUCUGGAAAAGAUGUUAUUGAUGAACAAGGACAACGUAAUUUCUCUAAAGCAAUUCAAGUGGCAAAGCAGGUCUUCAAUACUCUUACUGAAUAUAUUCAGGGCCCAUGUACAGGGAACCAGCAGAGCCUUGCACACAGCAGACUAUGGGAUGCUGUAGUUGGUUUUCUUCAUGUAUUUGCCCACAUGCAGAUGAAGCUCUCUCAGGACUCUAGCCAAAUUGAAUUAUUGAAAGAGUUAAUGGAUCUUCAGAAAGAUAUGGUGGUCAUGUUGCUAUCUAUGUUAGAAGGUAACGUUGUGAAUGGAACAAUUGGCAAACAGAUGGUUGAUAUGCUAGUGGAAUCGUCCAACAAUGUAGAAAUGAUUUUAAAGUUUUUCGAUAUGUUCUUAAAAUUGAAGGAUUUAACUUUCUCCGAUGCAUUCAAAGAAUACGAUCCUGAUGGUAAAGGAGUAAUUUCAAAAAGGGAUUUCCAGAAAGCAAUGGAAAGCCACAAGCAUUACACUCAGUCUGAAACAGAGUUUCUGCUCUCCUGUGCUGAAACAGAUGAAAAUGAGACUUUGGACUACGAGGAAUUUGUUAAGCGGUUUCAUGAGCCAGCCAAAGACAUUGGUUUUAAUGUUGCUGUACUCCUGACAAACCUCUCAGAGCAUAUGCCUCAUGAUACUCGCUUGCAGACUUUCCUUGAAUUGGCAGACAGCGUCCUGAACUAUUUUCAGCCCUUCUUGGGCCGCAUUGAAAUAAUGGGCAGCGCAAAGCGCAUUGAGCGAGUUUACUUCGAGAUAAGUGAAUCAAGUCGGACACAGUGGGAAAAACCUCAAGUCAAAGAAUCAAAGAGGCAGUUUAUCUUUGAUGUAGUAAAUGAAGGUGGGGAAAAGGAAAAAAUGGAACUUUUUGUGAAUUUCUGUGAGGAUACCAUCUUUGAAAUGCAAUUGGCAGCUCAGAUCUCUGAAUCGGAUUUAAAUGAGAGGUCUGCAAAUAAAGAAGAAAAUGAGAACGAGAAGCCUGAGGAACAAGAUCCUAGAAUAGGUUUCUUCUCCCUAGUGACUAUCAAAUCUGCUUUAGUAGCUCUCAGGUACAACACCAUGACCCUCCUGAAAAUGCUGAGCAUGAAAAGUAUAAAGAAGCAGAUGAAAAAAAUGGCAAAAAUGACAAUGAAAGACAUGGUAAUGGCUUUAUUUUCCUCCUAUUGGAGCAUCUUAAUGGGCUUAAUGCAUUUUAUAUCAAGUGUCUUCCGAGGCUUCUUUCAAAUUAUGUCCAGCUUUCUCCUUGGAGCGAGCUUGGUUGAAGGAGCUAAGAAGAUAAAGGUGGCUGAGCUUUUAGCCAAUAUGCCUGACCCCACUCAAGAUGAAGUGCGUGGUGAAGGGGAAGAAGUGGAAAGGAAACCAGCUGAGGCCACCCUGCCUGCAGAAGAUCUAACAGACCUCAAAGCUUUGGCAGAAGAUAGUGACCUUCUCUCAGAUAUAUUUGGGUUAGAUUUAAAAAGAGAGGGAGGACAAUAUAAACUGAUCCCACAUAAUCCAAAUGCAGGCCUAAGUGAUUUGCUGAGCAGCCCUUCUCUACUUCCUUUACCUGAAGUGCAAGAAAAAAACCAGGACCAGAAAGUGCAUGAAAAUGAAAAGGAUGACAGAGAAGAAUCUAAAACUGAACCUGAAAAAGCAGAAGGAGAAGAUGGAGAAAAGGAGGAUAAAAUAAAAGAUGACAAAGAAAAACAGAAGCAAAGGCAACAUCACAAACAUAGGCACGGUGAACCAGAAACACAAGAGUCUGCCUUCUGGAAGAAAAUAAUUGCAUACCAACAGAAACUUCUUAAUUAUUUUGCUCGGAACUUCUACAAUAUGAGGAUGCUAGCUUUGUUUGUUGCAUUUGCCAUUAAUUUCAUUCUACUUUUCUAUAAGGAAAAGGAGUUUCCUGUAGUUAACGCUGCUGAAAACCCCAAACUAAGUAGCCUGGAAAGUCCAUCUCAUCGAAUCAUCACAGUGCACUAUGUUCUUGAGGAGAGCAGUGGCUAUAUGGAACCUACUCUACGGAUCUUAGCUAUUCUGCACACAGUCAUUUCCUUUUUCUGUAUCAUUGGAUACUACUGUUUGAAAGUCCCACUCGUUAUAUUUAAAAGAGAAAAAGAAGUUGCAAGAAAAUUGGAGUUUGAUGGGCUGUAUAUUACAGAACAGCCUUCAGAAGAUGAUAUUAAAGGACAGUGGGAUAGACUUGUCAUCAACACACAGUCAUUUCCUAACAAUUACUGGGACAAGUUUGUAAAAAGAAAGGUUAUGGAUAAAUACGGAGAGUUCUAUGGGAAGGACAGAAUCAGUGAAUUGCUGGGAAUGGACAAAGCUGCUCUAGAUUUCAGUGAUGCCCGAGAAAAAAAGAAACCUAAAAAAGAUAGUUCAUUAUCAGCUGUAUUAAAUUCUAUUGAUGUAAAGUAUCAGAUGUGGAAAUUGGGAGUUGUUUUUACAGAUAAUUCUUUUCUUUAUCUGGCCUGGUAUAUGACCAUGUCAGUCCUUGGUCAUUACAACAACUUUUUCUUUGCUGCUCAUCUCCUUGACAUUGCAAUGGGAUUUAAAACAUUGCGAACAAUUCUGUCAUCAGUGACUCACAAUGGGAAACAGCUUGUGCUGACAGUGGGCUUAUUGGCCGUGGUAGUUUACCUAUACACAGUGGUUGCGUUCAAUUUUUUUCGCAAGUUCUACAAUAAAAGUGAAGAUGGAGAUAUGCCAGACAUGAAAUGUGAUGACAUGCUAACAUGUUAUAUGUUUCAUAUGUAUGUGGGAGUGCGUGCUGGUGGUGGAAUUGGUGAUGAAAUUGAAGAUCCUGCAGGCGAUGAAUAUGAAAUCUAUCGCAUUAUCUUUGAUAUUACAUUUUUCUUCUUUGUAAUUGUUAUUCUACUAGCCAUCAUUCAAGGCUUAAUUAUUGAUGCAUUUGGAGAAUUAAGAGAUCAGCAAGAGCAAGUUAAAGAAGACAUGGAGACCAAAUGCUUUAUUUGUGGAAUAGGUAACGAUUACUUUGACACAGUGCCACAUGGUUUUGAAACACACACACUGCAGGAGCACAACUUGGCUAAUUAUCUAUUUUUCCUGAUGUAUCUGAUUAAUAAAGAUGAAACAGAACAUACUGGACAGGAAUCUUACGUAUGGAAAAUGUAUCAGGAGCGAUGCUGGGAAUUCUUCCCGGCUGGUGAUUGCUUUCGAAAGCAGUAUGAAGACCAGCUUAACUAAUGAUUGUCAAGGACCUUCUCUUGAGAGAUCAUCCACAACUCCUCUAAUUCCUUUGGGAACGUCCACCAGAUUUCCCAGAUCUGUUAAGCAGGGUGCUGCUGCGUGUGGAGCACUAAAGCUUUUUUUUUAAAAAAAUGACUCAACUGUCCUUUUUUCUUCCGUGUUUGUUUUGAGAACAAUGAGAACUUAAUUCUGGGAAGAGAAGGGAGAAAAAUGUCAUACAACAAAUCCCCAUACAUAACAUGAACACAUACAUACCCAAAGAGACCUGAGAUAGCUUCUCUCUCUCUCUCUCUCUCUCUCUCUCUCUCUCUCUCUCUCUCUCUUUCUGAGACUGCCUGAUGAUUCCCUUAACUAGGAGAACACACAUGGGGCAAUGUGAUGAUCACAUUCAUUCAAUCUAUUUAUUUCAUCAUCCUGGAAGGAACUCUGUAGUUCACAGAGUGCUGUAAAGGAUUGUUGUGGACACUUAGUUGUGGGGAAAUAGUGCCUUACUAUAUGUAGGUUGAGCUAUGCAGAAGAUGAGUGCAUGAUGACAUCUUAUAUUUUCCUUAUUUGUCCUCUCCUCCCAGUUAAUAUUUAUUUUGACUUCUAGAGGGACUUGAGAGGGAUUUGGUUGUACACAUCUUUUUAAUAAGACAAUGGCGUGUCUCAGGAUACAAAGCAGUUCCCACACCACCCACCCACCUCCAUCAUUAAGCUAAAAUUCACAGGUUUCUUCCUCUUUGUCUCUGACACUUAUUUUGGUAAUGCUCUGAUGCAGCACUGCAACUUUAUGAAAUCUUUGUAUGAAAACAAAAAGACUGCAGAAAAAAAAACUUUAAAAGGAAUUAUUUUGUUGCAUGCUUAUUAUGCAAGUUUAAACAACAAAAAACCAACCUUCUGAAGCAAGUUGAUCAACGUGAGGAAACAUUCACAGUAAUAUUCAUAGUAAUAAAGUGUUGUGGGCUUUACUGUACAUUUGGAACCAGUGUCAUCAACCCUCUAUGUAUCUGUUAUGAACUUGCCGAUACUUUAGUUUUAUUUGAUUUUUCUGUUAACUUUUGAAAUUCAUUUCACCAUUUGUGAUCAUUAGUGAAAUUAAAGAUUUUCUUAGUCAAUUUUCAAAAUCAAAAGUGAAGCAAUAUCCAUUCAGGGAUUUUAUUAGUUGCAUCAUGAAACACCAAUGAUGUGUACAUCACUCUGUUUUGAGUCCUUUUUGAUUGUAAUGCUAGUCUUUACAAAUAAAAGGAGAGUUUUGGA
This is a messenger RNA of Pogona vitticeps (central bearded dragon), 16346 nucleotides long. NCBI's taxonomy places the organism in Eukaryota, Metazoa, Chordata, Lepidosauria, Squamata, Agamidae. The record is from RefSeq and is a predicted model, not a curated record.